GGAACCAGAGAGUUGCAACCACAGAGUUGGAACCACACGCAAGCCCUCGACGGGGCGCCCAGGACUCGGAGGCUCCCCAACGUGCCGAGAGUCGACCUGAUACUGUGAGGAAAGGCGCAGGUGGCGGCCAGGCGGGGAGAAGCGGGCCGCACCGCAAAUUGGGUCAGGCACACACGAGGGCAGCUCUCUAAGGCCAUCCCAGAGGCCCCCGCGCCGCCGGGGUCCUAACAGGCAACACCGCCUUCCGCCGCACGUGGCUGCAGCGAGAUGCCCAAAUCCAAGCGCGACAAGAAAGUUUCCUUAACCAAAACUGCCAAGAAAGGCUUGGAACUGAAACAGAACCUGAUAGAAGAGCUGCGGAAAUGUGUGGACACGUACAAGUACCUCUUCAUCUUCUCCGUGGCCAAUGUGAGGAACAGCAAGCUGAAGGACAUCCGGAAUGCCUGGAAGCACAGCCGGAUGUUCUUUGGCAAAAACAAAGUGAUGAUGGUGGCCUUAGGUCGAAGCCCGGCUGACGAGUACAAAGACAACCUGCAUCAGGUCAGCAAGAAGUUGAGGGGUGAAGUUGGUCUCCUUUUCACCAAUCGCACUAAGGAGGAAGUGAAUGAGUGGUUCACGAAAUACACAGAAAUGGACUACGCCCGCGCUGGAAACAAAGCAACUUUCACCGUGAGCCUGGACCCAGGGCCCCUGGAGCAGUUCCCCCACUCCAUGGAGCCACAGCUGAGGCAGCUGGGCCUGCCCACCGCCCUCAAGAGAGGCGUGGUGACCCUGCUGUCUGACUAUGAGGUAUGCAAGGAGGGUGACGUGCUGACCCCAGAGCAGGCCCGCGUCCUGAAGCUUUUCGGAUAUGAGAUGGCGGAAUUCAAGGUGACCAUCAAAUACAUGUGGGAUGCACAGUCCGGAAGGUUCCAACAGAUGGGAGAUGACUUGCCAGAGAGCGCCCCCGAGUCGGAAGCAGAGUCAGAGGAGACCGAUGAUGACUGACGGGUGCUCCGGACUGAGGGCCUCCCAGCCCGUCCCAGGUCUCAUCUUGACUGGGACACACGGGACUGCCACCACCCCUCGUGGGGGACCAGCUGUUUAUUUUGCUCUGGAAGAAGACAAGGGGCGAAAGGGACAGACUCUUCUAUAAAGAAUAAAACUUGGUCUGCAGGGUGUCUCCCUGUAGACUGCAAAAGGGACUUUUUUCAGAAAAAAGGCCUUUGGAUUUGGGCUUUUGUUUGGAUCCCUAAGGCGCCCUUUGUUCACCUCACGAGCCAGCUUCCAGCACUGGUUCCUGCAUGACCCCCGUGGCCGUGCAGCUCUAGGGACAGGAGAGCAGCCACCAGGGCUUCUGUCCCCUGCAGGGCCGUCCAUGCACACACAAAAAAGGAAGCAUGCUGGAAAUGGUAAAUGUGGGUAAAUACAAGACUUUUUCUCAGUUUUGACCUUUUAAUAAAAGGUCAGGAUGGCUCAGCUUAAAAAAAAAAAAAAAAGGUCAUUGAGUUUUUAUAAAGUUAAACAUUACCAUAUGAGUCAGCAAAAACCACACCAGGGAACCUAGACACAAAAAUCCUUUAGCAAUUCAAAUACAGUAGUAUAUGAAAAGAAUGAUAAAUACAGCAUGACUCUGGGUUGCAUACCAGGAAUACUGGAUGACUUUAUAGUUGAAAAUCAGUCGAUAUAAUUGACUAUACUAACAGACCAGAAAAUAAAAUCCAGGUAAUCAUCUUAA
Hipposideros armiger (great roundleaf bat) is the source of this 1717-nucleotide messenger RNA. RefSeq names its product MRT4 homolog, ribosome maturation factor (gene MRTO4). The coding region runs from base 268 to 987 and encodes 239 amino acids. Gene Ontology annotation, molecular function: RNA binding. The record is from RefSeq and is a predicted model, not a curated record. Gene Ontology annotation, biological process: ribosomal large subunit assembly; ribosomal large subunit biogenesis; nuclear-transcribed mRNA catabolic process. Gene Ontology annotation, cellular component: preribosome, large subunit precursor; nucleolus. The transcript has 8 exons. NCBI's taxonomy places the organism in Eukaryota, Metazoa, Chordata, Mammalia, Chiroptera, Hipposideridae.